AUGUGGUCGAGAGACUGUACUGCUAGAAUUUGGACUAUUGGAGAUGGUCCAUGUAAUUCUACUAUCCGAAGGAGAGCUCCAAAUGUUUUGGUUUUGAAGUCUCUGGAAAGUCAAACAAAUGAGACCGACGAUCUUGUUACAACACUCAAUUGGAAUAGUGAGGGUACCCUGCUUGCAACAGGUAGUCAUGAAGGAAAAGUCAGAAUGUGGAACCGAUAUGGGGAAUUGGUUAAAAAUCUUGACAAUCAUAGUUGUCCAAUCUUCGGUUUGAAGUGGAACAAGAUGGGUGAUUAUCUACUUAGCGGUAGUGUUGAUAGAACUGCAGUUGUUUGGAAUGUGAUUUCUGGCAAACCGAAGCAGCAAUUUGAAUUUCCUUCAGUUGUAAUUGAUGUUGAUUGGCAAAACAACGAUUCUUUUGCGGUCAGCCUCACUGGUGGCAUGAUUUACAUUUGUAAAGUUGGGGAGAAUAGACCAGUCAAAAGAUUCUCGGGACAUGAGAAUGAUGUCAACGCUGUCAACUGGGAUCCCUCAGGUUCCUUGCUUGCUUCAUGCUCUGACGAUGCCACAGUUAAGAUAUGGAGCAUGAAACAAGAUGUUUGCUUGCAUGAUUUCAGAGAACAUUCCGAAAUUACAUAUACCAUCAAAUGGAGUCCAACUGGCGCUGGUACAAGCAAUCCAAAUCAACCGUUGUUACUAGCAAGUGGUUCAUUUGACGCUACUGUGAAAAUAUGGAAUGUUAAACAAGGGCGUCUUCUUCAAAGCUUGAACCGUCACAGAGGACCUGUUUUCUCUGUUGCAUUUAGUCCGAACGGGAAAUACUUGGCAAGUGGAUCAGCUGAUAAAUGCAUGCAUAUAUGGUCAGUGAAGGAGGGCAAUAUUGUAAAAACUUACACCGGGGAUGACAAUAUUUAUGAAGUGUGUUGGAACAAGGAAGGCAACAAGAUUGCAACUUGUUUUGCAAACAACAAGGUUUGCGUGUUUGAUAUAAGAUUAUGAGAUUUUAAAAAAAGAACUUGGGUUUUACAAUUGAAGCGACUCUAAUCGUAGAAAUGAAGAUUGUAGAUAAGUUUAUUUUUAUUCGUCACCUAGCGUUUGAUUAAUCUGUAUUAGGGCCCGACUAAAUCAUUAUAACUUUGACCUAAACUUCGGGUGGUAUUGCGCA
Molecule: messenger RNA, 1162 nt
Organism: Solanum lycopersicum (tomato)
Lineage: Eukaryota; Viridiplantae; Streptophyta; Magnoliopsida; Solanales; Solanaceae
Source: RefSeq, a predicted model, not a curated record